AUGUUACACACUGGAGCUUUUGAUAAAUGCUGUAGUGUGGUGUUCAGUACAGCUCCCUGGGGGGAGCAGGAGCUCUGCCCAGAAACUGAAAAACAUUUUUUUUCACCCUUCCCUCACAGUGACUAUUUAUUCAAGCUGCUCCUGAUUGGUGACUCUGGUGUUGGAAAGUCUUGCCUUCUUCUCCGAUUUGCAGAUGACACAUACACAGAAAGUUACAUUAGCACUAUUGGUGUGGACUUCAAGAUACGAACCAUAGAACUAGAUGGAAAGACCAUUAAACUUCAGAUUUGGGAUACAGCGGGGCAGGAGAGGUUUCGCACUAUCACAUCCAGCUACUACAGAGGUGCUCAUGGUAUCAUUGUAGUGUACGAUGUCACAGACCAGGAGUCCUUCAACAAUGUCAAACAGUGGCUGCAGGAGAUUGAUCGCUAUGCCAGUGAAAAUGUCAACAAGCUAUUGGUUGGGAACAAGUGCGACCUGACGACAAAGAAGGUGGUUGAUUACACAACAGCAAAGGAGUUUGCAGACUCUCUGGGCAUCCCCUUUUUGGAAACCAGCGCAAAGAAUGCCACAAAUGUGGAGCAGGCCUUCAUGACCAUGGCUGCUGAAAUCAAGAAGAGGAUGGGCCCCGGAACCACAGCCGGAGGAGGCGGGAAGGCCAAUAUCGACUUGCCCCCCGGCACUACUGUCAAACCUUCAUCCGGAGGAUGCUGCUGAGAGAGAAACCACUUCCAUGUUGACCCCCCGCCCUCUUACUCUGCAGGCCUGUCAGCCUGGCCGUCAUCCCCCCUCAAACUCAACCUUGUCCCAGCAAAGCCCCCUACCGCAGCCAGACAGGACAGGGAAGACAUGACACAUGUCUAUGUGAGAACAAGAUGAAGUUGCCUGUAUUUGUACUGUACAUAAUAUAGCCGCACUACCAAAAACAAAUAAAGCAUCCUUCUUGUCAUACUGUCCUAUUACUGAUGAAACAUUCUACAGAUAGGUGAUCAUUCAACCCGGCCCAUUGCCCCUCUCCCAGACCUCUCAGAGACUACUCUUUUAUUUGACCCUCUGAAUGCAGGUUGAUGAGAACAGUGUGUGUGUGUGUGUGUCUGUGUGAAUGUGUCUGUUUCUCUGCAUUCCUACAGCGGGGUUGGAAAAUGAAUCAGUUUGAUUAAGAUUUCUGUUUGUGUGGACCUUUUCUGUUUCUUUUUUUCCUUCAGCUGUUUGUAUCAGCAUGUGUCUGUCAGUCUGUCUCCAUAUGAAGGUGUUUUUAUUUUUCUCUCCAGCCUCUGCACAGCAGUGUCUCAAAGUCCAGCAUCUAAAGUCUAGUGCAAAAGUAUAUGUACAUAAACAUUAUGUAUAUAUGUCAAAUCUGAUUUGCCAGUUCUGUAGUGUUCAAUACGUUAUUGGGAUAGUCUUGACUCUUUAUCUCUGCAUUAAAUUUGUGGCUGAAGACAACUGUAAGUUUGUUGCUCAACAUGUAACACUUCAACUUAAAAUAAAUAUUGUACUACCAGACUGUAUAAAAUGGGAGGACCUGUCUGCGAUUCUUGGUGAGAUGUGUAGAAAACCUGUUGGAAUUAUUUAUUCUACAUUCAUUUGGCAUAUCUACUGCCAGUUAAAUAGGGUCUGUUUGCAAAUUGCUGUGUAAUCUUAGUACAGAAUUGCAUAUAUAAAAUACAAUGUUCUCUUGUUUUCAUAAUAAAGGCAACUGAAUUCAGUUUGAAAGGAA
This is a messenger RNA of Morone saxatilis (striped sea-bass), 1717 nucleotides long. Its product is annotated as ras-related protein ORAB-1-like. The record is from RefSeq and is a predicted model, not a curated record. Lineage: Eukaryota; Metazoa; Chordata; Actinopteri; Moronidae. Gene Ontology annotation, molecular function: GTPase activity; GTP binding. The transcript is spliced from 6 exons. Bases 1 to 717 code for a protein of 238 amino acids.